AUGGGAAGCGAAACUGAUGCAUGCAAUCGAGGAGGAUGGAUCACUAUCCCUUUCAUUGCAGCUACGUUGGCCGGAUUGACUUUAGCAGCCGGAGGGUGGACGAGUAACCUGAUAGUGUAUUUGAUUCACGAGUAUAACGUGGAAAAAAUCGACGCCACCCAGAUCGGUAAUGUCUUAAAUGGCUGUGCCUCCAUGCUACCCAUCGUGGGAGCAAUCAUCGCCGACUCCUUUAUCGGCUGCUUCUCUGUUAUUUGGAUCUCUUCUCUUUUCUCCUUACUAGGGAUAAUGCUUCUAACCUUAACCGCCACUAUUAACACCUUGAGACCUAUUCCAUGUGUGCAUGAUGGUCCGGGCUUGUGUGGAGGCCCAUCAAAAGUUCAAUAUGCUGUACUGUAUAUUGCUCUGGCUAUGGCCGUCAUAGGAGUGGGAGGAACACGGUUCACCUUGGCCACCAUAGGGGCAGACCAGCUGGACAAACCUAAGCACCGACAGAGCUUCUUCAACUGGUUCAUUUUCAUCAUAUACAUUUCCAAUUUGGUGAGUGCAACCUUCACAGUAUAUGUAGAAGACAAUGUAAGUUGGGGGCUGGGAUUUGGGCUAUGCCUUGCUGUGAAUUUGAUAGGCUUGGCCUUAUUCUUGCUCGGUGCUAAAUUUUACCGUCAUGUUAAGCCGAAGGAUGGAAGUCCCUUUGUGGGUUUGGCUCGUGUUGUGGUGGCGGCAUUUAGUAAAAGACGAGAAUCUGUUAGUUUUGAUCCGGAAAGAUACUACUAUUUCACGCAGAAGUACAGUCAAGAGGAAUUAGGAGGAGUCGAACACUUUGUGACUGCUCCAUCUAGUUUCUUCAAAUUCCUAAAUAAGGCAGCAUUGAAAACAGAGGGAGAUGUGAAGGCCGAUGGCUCAAUUGCAAACCCAUGGAAGUUGUGUACAGUUCAACAAGUUGAAGAUCUAAAGGUAUUAAUCAAGCUAUUUCCUAUAUGGUCAAGUGGAAUAUUCUUAAGCAUCCCAUUAGUCAUCCAACUGAGCCUAUCCACCCUCCAAGCCCUAUCCAUGGACCGGCACCUUGGCCACCAAUUCAAGAUCCCAGCAGGGUCCAUGAUAGUGUUCAUUCUCCUCUCCACCUGCCUCACCAUAAUCUUAUUGGAUCGCCUGAUCUAUCCUCUAGUAGAAAAUCUCAUCGGUCGUCCUUCUUCAUCCUUCGAGAGAAUUGGACUCGGCCACGUAUUUUGCGCGAUGAGCAUGGCGGUUGCAGCAUUGGUGGAGUCUAGGCGACUCAAAGAAUCUGCGGUAAAGCCCAAUAGCAUGUCGGUUUUGUGGCUGGCACCACAACUGAUUCUGUCAGGGAUAGGAGAAGCAUUCCAUUUACCUGGAAGCACGGGAUUGUUCUACCAGGAGUUUCCAGAUUCAUUAAAGAGUACAGCCACGGGUGCGUUGGCGAUGUUCAUUGGGCUCGCAUUUUGCCUUAGCACAGCCAUAGUGGGGGUUCUUAGGAGGGCGACUGAGUGGCUACCCAAUAAUAUAGACCAUGGUAGGAUUGAUAUUGUUUUCUGGUUGUUGUUCGGGAUUGGGGUGCUUAAUUUUGGGUAUUACUUGGUUGGUGCACACUGCUACAAAUAUAGAUUGGGUAAUCAUAUGAUCCAUGGCAGCCCAAGUGAUCAUCAGGUCAUGAUUGAGAACAUUAAUGGUGAUCUUGAUGAUCAAGAUUCAACCCGAAAAUGA
Messenger RNA from Impatiens glandulifera, 1716 nucleotides. RefSeq names its product protein NRT1/ PTR FAMILY 2.7-like. Gene Ontology annotation, biological process: oligopeptide transport; transmembrane transport. Gene Ontology annotation, cellular component: plasma membrane. Gene Ontology annotation, molecular function: transmembrane transporter activity. The coding region runs from base 1 to 1716 and encodes 571 amino acids. The transcript has 3 exons. The record is from RefSeq and is a predicted model, not a curated record. Lineage: Eukaryota; Viridiplantae; Streptophyta; Magnoliopsida; Ericales; Balsaminaceae.